This is a messenger RNA of Melanotaenia boesemani (Boeseman's rainbowfish), 2431 nucleotides long. RefSeq names its product taxilin beta b (gene txlnbb). Bases 810 to 2381 code for a protein of 523 amino acids. The record is from RefSeq and is a predicted model, not a curated record. NCBI's taxonomy places the organism in Eukaryota, Metazoa, Chordata, Actinopteri, Atheriniformes, Melanotaeniidae. Gene Ontology annotation, molecular function: syntaxin binding. The transcript is spliced from 10 exons.
UUCACCACAGCUUGAAUCAUAGCACAUGUGAAAAGGUUCAUCUUUAGGAGGAGGGAAUGAUAAUAUUAAUAAAAAAAAUCCCUAGAGUGAAAAAUUGGAUGAACUCCUUUCAGUGACAUCCUCUGGUGAAAAAUUAUUACUGCAGACAUAACAUGCAGCAGGAGAAAUAAAUGAAUGCUUCCAAAAAUAGCGCUCACCUUGUGGAUUGUAUUCAACCACAUUCAGGCUUUAUUUGUCAGUAUCAUGUUCAGCAGAUCUGCUCCAUCUCCACAGCAUAAUAAAUACUGCAUGUGCUGAGCAUGUAUGUUCCGAGUGAGGAUCUUACAGCUCAUUACACCAACUUUGACUCUUGUCUUUGGGCUGAAAAGGGGGGUCUGUUCUAAAUCUAGCCAAUCAGAGAGACAGUUUUUUUUUUUUUUAUCUUCUCUCUUGCUCAGUUCAGCUACUAGGGCCCAUUUGUUAGAAUAAUUACAUGGCUGUUGACUGCAACCCAGCUUCAAAUAAAAUCAGCACUGCGCUGGUUCAAAGCAGCAGAAUCAUCACAUAAAAUGGCUGCUCACUAGAAGAACAACUCAUAAGCUGAAAGAAUCCACAGAGAACAACACUGAUCGGUUGUUUACAGGGGAUGAUCUGGACAGAGACAUGCUGUAGAGUAUCUUUGUCCUCCCUCACUUUUUUUGCUCAGAGUGGGCUGUGCGCUCCUGAUUUAUUUUGAGGUGGUCUUAUCACAGCUGUUGUAUCUGUGGUGGCAGCUUGUCCGAGCCCCUCGACACUCUUUCUUUUCCCCCUCUGGCCCUUGGUCCUGAAUAAUGGAGACUUGUCAGGAGAGCAGCCCUGCCCCCAUUGGUCCUGAGGCAUCGCCGUCCGACGACCGCCACAUCGACCUGACAGAGGACUUAGGCCAACAGCUGGAGGACAUCAUUAGCACCUACCAGGCAGCCCAGAUUCCAGCUGAGCCAGAGGACAUAGAAGAGGUCACAGCCGCCAAAGAGCCAGAUGCCCGCAAGGACCAGAAACUGGAGAAGAAGAUGCUCAAAAAUCUAGGGAAGGAAGCCAUGCUGCUGAUGCAAAGUCUGAACAAACUUGACACUCCAGAACAGAAACUGGAGGCCAUCAUCAAGAAGCAUGCUGAGCUCCUGGAAGAGCAUCGCAGCGAUCAGAAGCAGAUGAAAGUUCUGCAGAAGAAGUUACUCCAAGUGAUGAAGGAGAAGGACCAGCUUCAGAGCGAACACAGCCGGGCUGUGUUGGCUCGCAGUAAACUGGAGGGGCUGUGCAGAGAGCUGCAGAGACAUAACAAGACUUUAAAGGAGGAGACGCUGCAGAGGUGCAGGGAGGACGACCUCAAGAGGAAAGAGAUCACCACCCAUUUCCAGGGGACUCUCAGUGAGAUUCAGUCCCAAAUAGAGGAACACAGCAGUCGCAACACCAAGCUGUGUCAGGAGAACAGCGCUCUAGCUGAAAAACUGAAGGGACUCAUUUCACAGUAUGACCAGCGAGAGGCGAACCUAGAAAAGGUCUUCAAGCACCGAGACCUGAAGGAGAAGCUGCUGGAAACCAAACUCACUCAGGCAAACACGAUCCUUAAGGAAGCAGAGGAGAAGCAAAAGCUGGAAAAAGAACACCUGCUAAAGCAGGCGGCAGAGUAUAAACUUCAGCUGAAGGUUAUGAAGGAGCAGGAAAUCGAAACGAAAGGCCAGCUUGACAUGUACUCCAAGAAGUUUGAUGAGUUCCAGGGAACAGUGUCAAAGAGUAACAGUGUGUACAGCAGCUUCAAACAGGACAUGGACAAAAUGGCAAAGAAAAUGAAGAAGCUGGAGAAAGAGUGCCAGUCAUGGAAGACUCGUUUUGAUGGUUGCAACAAGAGCCUCAUUGACAUGGUGGCAGAUAAAGCUAUCAAGGAAAAAGAGUUUGAGCUUCUCACAUUCAAGAACCAGAAGCUUGAGAGUCUCUGCAGGGCUUUGCAAGAGGAAAGGAAGAAUCUACAUGAGAAAGUGCAAAAAGCACAACCAGACAUAAACCCGGCUGAGCCAACACAGAAGGAAGAUACAGAGGUGCCAGAGGACCUAAAAAAACCCAAAGAGGACCACCCAGCCCUAAACUCUGCACCCCCUGCCUCUGCAGGAGCAGCAACACCCACGGCCCCACUGACCGAGAAACUGGCCAAGCUGAAGGCUGAGCAGGCGCUUCUGAAGGAAAUUGCUGGUUCUUUCACAAUCUCUCAUGCUGUACCUACAGAAACAAGCACCUGCCAACCACAUGGACUCACUGAGGGCAUCCAGGGGCAAGAGGAUAAUCACACAGAGGAUAGCGAACAACACCAGGAAGUCCACGAGGAUGGGUAUCAAGAACAGAGAGAUCUGGAGAUGGAGUCAGUUGAUUAAUCCUGAAACCACUGUCACAAGAAACCUGACACACAAGAGAUUCAUAGAAA